Molecule: messenger RNA, 1771 nt
Organism: Homalodisca vitripennis (glassy-winged sharpshooter)
Lineage: Eukaryota; Metazoa; Arthropoda; Insecta; Hemiptera; Cicadellidae
Exons: 4
Coding region: 21-1727 (568 amino acids)
Source: RefSeq, a predicted model, not a curated record
UAGGAGAUAUUGAAAAAUAUAUGUCGACUAUGGGGAACAAGUCAAGUCUUAUGGCUUUGAAAUUCAGCGAUUAUUUUGGCUUACAAGGAAUUAGCAUUCGGCAAAGUAUCUCUGAUGAUGACUACCACCUGAUGUCCUUGGAGAUGAAGAAGGUACUUUUGGGAAGAAAAAAGUUUCGUCACGUCCUGCCGAACAAAAAGGUAGAAGAAAGUACGGAUGAAAUUGUAGAAGCGAUAAAGACGGAGAGUGGACAAGAAGUCCAGAAUGAGAAGGCACCCAAAAAUGAAAAAGAAAAGUCUGAAGAACGACUACCGCCUGAAGAUGACUGGGAAGAACCGGCUCUUAAUAUGAAGAUCGAACCUGUGGUCACCGUCGUGAACAUGGCUUCAGUGGCUAGUAGACCUUUGCAUGAUCCUCGAGAAGAAAAUCAUUCUUCGUGUGGGGACAAGUCAGUGACAUCGAAAUCAAGCCCAGCACCUUCCCCCCGGCUGUUCAAAAGUCGACAACCGACAAAUAGGAAGUAUUCAGUGAUUGACAUCAAGACCGGCCUCCGGAAGUCUAAAUUCACUUUGGAGUUGGAAGAAAAGUUGAGACAGUCAAAGUUAGAGUUAGGGUUCGACACCGAUCUUGAAGAUUGGAGGGAGUUCACAUACAAAGUGGAGAAACCAGAAUUGAAGAGGCAGGAUAUUGUGAAUAAAGGUCCGGUAGAAUCUCCAGAAGACGAGGCGACUGAAAGAAAAAACGAGAAGAUCUUUCCUCAUAACUGUCAGGUUUUAGGUUUAUGCAGUAUCGAAAGGAAUGAAGAUCUACAAAAGAAAUUCCAAAAUGUAAAUCCAUCUGUUUGUAAAGAUGAGAUAUCAAGAGAGUACAGCCUUGUUAACUUGGACAGCGGUAACCCUGAGCCCGCCAAGAGGGAUAUUUGUGAUUGUGACGUUUGUACUUUAUCAUACCUUACUGGGAUGGGGUUCCCUUCGCACUGUGAGAAUCUUAUGGAGAAAAGAAGGGCACUCGAUGAGACUAACAAGUUGGACAAGGAUCGGAAUGAUAGGAUUCAGAUUUUGGACGUAAAGGACCUAAGCAGGUCUAUCAAAGUGAGCGUGUUUAAUAAUGAAUUCUCUGAUCUGAGUUACUCCUCCCCUUCGAUUACUUCUGCUUCUUACGAUGGAGACUGUACCAAUUUGAAGAUCAAGAAGAUGUUCGAGAAUAAUACUAGAGAGCGUCAUGGUGGGACGGAAAUCAACAACGGAUACCUCACCUAUAACGAAAUUCCAACUUUUGGAAACUGUCUGCAAACCGAUCAUCCUAACACAAUUACAAAUUUUCCUCCAUGUGAAAAGAGCAACGAGUCACCCGAUCAGUGGGUGAGAAGAUCAAGACGAACAACCGUUUUAGGAAACUAUUCCUCCAAAAUGAACUAUAGAUUUCCUUCUACUUCCACCACAGGUGCUAGCUUUUCUUCUUCAUUAUCUACUAUCCUUUCCUACCGCCGGGUAAGGCAGAUUUUCCAGAAUUUCAUAGAGAAGAACUGCUCGAAGAAGAAGGUGAGGAGGAACAUCAACAAAUUCAAGGAAAUGGAAGAACUAGGACUGGGAGAGGUCAAGAAUAAUCGAUGGUAUCCGAGCGGUACAAAGACAGUUUCUAUUUGGAAUGACAUCCACUCAAAUGUCCGAGGAUGCCAAGCAGAAUUUAAGAAAUUCCCAAAAAUGUCAUCUAUGCCAUUGAAAUGAUAAAUGAUAAAUGUUAAGUCAUUGAUUAUAUUCAUUUUUCUUUA